Molecule: messenger RNA, 714 nt
Organism: Setaria italica (foxtail millet)
Lineage: Eukaryota; Viridiplantae; Streptophyta; Magnoliopsida; Poales; Poaceae
Exons: 1
Coding region: 1-714 (237 amino acids)
Source: RefSeq, a predicted model, not a curated record
AUGACGAGGCUGUACGAGAACCCCCCGGCGGAGAUCAUCCACUCCGGGCGCAAGCUCAAGCUGACAGAAACCGACGACGUGCUCUUCAGGUGCGACGGCUGCAAGGAGCCCGGCUACGGGCGCAGGUACACUUGCGACUGCGGAGGCAACAGCUUCGACCUCCACACAUGCUGCGCCGUUACGGAGGACACGCUGAAGCAUCCUCUGUUCGGCGACCUCACUUUCGAGUUCCUCAAGGAGCCACCGCCCGCCGCCGACCAAAAAACGAAAUGCGACGCCUGCGGCGAGGAAGCAAGCGGCUUCGUCUACCACUGCAAGAAGGAGGACCGCGACCUGCACCCCUGCUGCGCGAGCCUGAAGGAGUGUGUCAUCCAGGACACCCGCGUCUUCGAGCGCCGCCAGAAGGCAUCGCGGCCGUGCGGCAUGUGCAGCAAAAACAACGGCAAUUUCUGGGCGUACCGCACCUACCUAGACGGCAAGGCCGUGGACCUGCACUUGGCGUGCAUGAAGAAAAUGGCUCGCCUGAGCUGGGAGUCGGCCUCUCAGAACCGGGUCGGCGGCGCCCAGAUCGUUCGGCCGAGCGACGCCAGCAUCGAGAGCAUGCUCAGGAGCUUGCGCGGGAACACGCGGAGCAGUGACGGGUUCGACACGUUCACCAGGCAGAUCGCGGGCACCGUGGUGAGUGCCGCCAUCGCGGUGAUCUUUGGGCUUUAA